Messenger RNA from Dermatophagoides farinae (American house dust mite), 1261 nucleotides. Lineage: Eukaryota; Metazoa; Arthropoda; Arachnida; Sarcoptiformes; Pyroglyphidae. The record is from RefSeq and is a predicted model, not a curated record.
CAUGUAUCGCGUUUGAAACAAAAAACAACGAAAAUCCAAAUGAAACCAAAAUUAAUCGUUCGUGAAUUUCUGAUUUCAUCUUCUGGUUUUGCGAAAAACCGCCAUCUAUUAUUCGUUCGGUUACUGAAUCGAUAGAAAACAUCUGGCUCAUCAGCAUUAUUUUUUUGAGUGGUUUGUUUUUUUUGCCCAUUGUCACAAACAAACAAAUGAUGAAAUAAUUGAUUAAAAAUGAUACAAUUACGUAAAUGUUGGCGAAAACUAUUUUUUAUCAUACUAUCGAUAUCAUUGAUAUUCAUUAUUUAUCAACUUUAUUAUUAUCGUUUAUUAGUUAAUGUUACCAAUAAUAUUUCGACAUCAAAAUCAUCAUCAUCAUCAUCACGAAGAAUUGUUGGUCCAUCAGCAUCAUUAUUUAUUGGACAACAACAUAAUAACGAUCCAAUAAUGAUUGAUGAUCUACAGAUUAGAUCACCAGAUCAUGAUGGUAAUGGCAUUGUAAAUAUUCCCAAUGUAAUAAUCGGUAUCGAUAAUAAUGCUCAUCAUAAUAUGGAUCAAUAUCGUCGUGCGUUUCAAUAUCAAAAUGGUUAUUUUCAUUGUAUAAAUACUAAUGAUCAGAUAAUAUUGAUUGAUAGAAAAUAUUUUAAUGAUGAUUAUUGUGAUUGUCCAGAUGGUAGUGAUGAACCAUCAACUAGUGCCUGUUCAGCAUUAUUAUCAUCAUCAACUAAAUCAAAUGAGCCAUUAAUGUUUCAUUGUCAUUCAUCAUCAUCAUCAUCGCCAUGUCGGAUUGUAUCCAUUCCAUAUUAUCGUGUAAAUGAUGGAAUUUGUGAUUGUUGUGAUGGUUCCGAUGAAACGAAACAUUUGGAUAUUUCUGUAAAUCAAUUUCAACGACAAAUACGUUCAUAUACAAACAUAACGAAUCAAUUGAUGUGGUCAAAAUGUCAUCAUCGACAACGAAAUCUAUAAAAUCACCCGGUGAUAUGACCAAAUAAUGUUAUGUUAUCCAUUAUUUGUAUAGAAAUGAAGACAAAAAAAAUUAAUCUAUCCAUGUCCAUGGUAGAAUUUGUUGUAUAAAUAUUUAUGAAAAUAAUUUUAAAAUGUGAUAAGAAAUCAUGUUUCAGAAAUUAUCCUAAUCCUAAUCCUAAAUGAAUUUAUUUUUCAUUUUUUCGUGCUUGUUUUUGUCUUUUCAUGAUUUUAAUAGUUGAAAAGUUACAUUUGCAAACAUAUUUUUAGAAUGAAUAAAAAAGAUGCACUUUUCAUGUAUUAA